GCCUCUACAUAGCUUCGAUACUCAAGACUCGAGUGAAAGUAGGAUUUUGCUUUCUACCUAUUGGACUUAGUGACAAAUAUGUUGAACGAUUGGACCGAGUAAGAUGCAUUCUCGGACUCGUUUCUAUUUUCAUAAAUCUUUAUAAUUAAUUUCUAACUAAUAUCUCUAAGUCAAUUGUGAAAAUUAAGAAGAAACAUUGCAGAAAAGGUGAAUGUGGUUGAGUUAUAAAAGCAUAUCAAGUAACAAUAAAUGUGGAAAAAUGCAAGAGUGAAAGGUAAAUUUGAGUGUCAAGUCAAAGUGACGAUUUGACACGUUUGGGUGGAGUCUUUAGGGCUCAGGGUGAUCCAGGCUGUGAAGAAUGAAGCGUCUCAAGAUGCAUUCUGACGUUGUGUUGCGAAAUAUUUCGCUUGGGAUUCUUUGUUUUAUGAUUGUCGCAACAAAUCAAGAAGAAAUCAAACCUGCAUGGAAUAAUCGAUUAUAUCCAACUAAUUUCGUUUAUGAGGCACCCCAAAGCUCAUUGCAGUCUUCAUUCAGUGAUAAUGUUGUCUUCUCGAGGACUAACGAAGCUUCCAGAGAUAUUGGAAGAGUUCCUAGACCGCAAGAAGAUGAAGAAGAGUAUGAAGACUAUGAAGAAGAGGCUUAUGAUAGCCAAAAUGAACCAAAAGUCGCAGCAGAAUCUAAAGAAACUCGUUACGAAACUAAAGACGACGUAGUUGACGAUUAUGAUGCUGAAUAUUAUGAUGAUUAUGAUAAUGGGACAAAUUCUCAGCUGUCAGAUUCCACCGUGGAUUAUGCUCCAGUUGAGUCAAUUGAUCCUGAGAAAGUGAAAAAUUCUAGUGAAUCAGAAGCAAUUAAGGAAAAUCCUCAAAUUGAAGGUCCUUCUAAAGCAAAAGAACAAAACUCUCAUGAAUCAGCUGUAGUUAAUAAAGAUGCUGUAAUUGAAGAAGCUGAAGUUCAAUACUCAAGUGAGUCAUCUUCCGUGCAAGGAGAUCCAAUGAUUACAGAACAAAAUGUAAGUGAAUCAACGCCGACAAGAGAAGACGUUGAAAUUCAAAACCCGGAAGUUAAAAAUUUAAAUUCUGAGGCUAAAGCUGAAGAUCAAAAUCAGACUAAAAAUGUACAGAAGAAAGAACGAGACGAAGAAGAAGACGAGGAACGUAUUUUAAUUGGAGAGGCUGUAGUAUCAGUAGUAACAACUAAAAGUGUCGUUAAUGGUACAUUCUCAGUGCCUACACCAAUGCCAAUGACGACAGAACAAAUGGUAGCACCUCCAGUUAAUUUAAAUACUUCAACUGAGACUCCUGAGGUGUUAUCUAGUUCUUUAGCACCCAACACUCCAACUACUGAAGACUCAAUGAUCGUUGCAUCAGUUCAAACAAGCCGAAGUAUUUCUGGAGCACGAUUCCUGCCAUUUAAUUUAAAUAAUGACGAUAAUAGUACUGGGAAAAAUACUUCUGAUAAUAAUAAUAAAACUCAAACAUUCGAGUCAACAGAGAGUAUCAUUGAUAAAUUAGAUCGAGUUCAAUCAGAAUUAUCAAGUGGAUUCCUCAGUGGAGGUUUUAGAACGGCUGGGAAUGCACUUCAAUUAGAUGUCUUGAGUGAACAAAGGCCAUCAACAACACGGAAAUCAUUCACAACAACUGGAAGGACUCCUGUCAUCAAUAAAUUUGUUCCGAGACGCUAUAAUGAUCGCAGAACUUCUAUUGCAACGACUGAGACACCGGUUUUGACAUCGAGUGAAAGUCAAGAAAUGUUGAACGAUCAAGCAUCUACUGAGAGACCAAAAAGUCCAUUCAGAAUUCCUUGGCCAGGUUCUACAAGAUCCAGAGUCUCUUCAACAACAGAACCUACCAAGAAGACAACAAGAAAACCUUUUGGAAGGAUCAAAGGUGAUGUGCAAGACAUAAGUGCGUUUUUACCGCCGGGUUAUAAAUUAAAGAAGGAAGAUCAAACGACAGAAAAGUCUAUCUUGAAUGAUAUAUUAGCGAAAUCGAACGUAAAUAUUUCUGCUUUGCUACCUAAGGGAUUUAAAGAAACAAACAGGGGAGGUGAAAGUGGUAAUAAUGAAAAAAAAUCAGAAUCAAAUAAUGAAAGUAAGAAUUCACCUCUUCAAAGUUUAUUCACAAAGUCUAUAGUAGAUAUAAGCGGCUUUUUGCCUCCUGGUUAUAAUGAAAAAAGAAAAGAUGAAACUAGUAACGAACAAACUAAAAAAGAAAGACCAUCAAUAACAACUGCUUCAACACCAAUACAAAAAAGUCUUCAAGAAUUAUUUUCUAAGUCUAGCGUCGAUAUUUCUGCACUGCUACCACCUGGUUAUAAAGCAAAAAAUACUUCAGAAAGUUUCAAAGAAACAAGUCAAAAGAAAGAUGAAUUGAGUUUAACAACGGUUUCUACGCUGGCGGAAACAACGAAAACUGGUGGAGUAAAAUUGGUAUUUCCUAGUCGGCCUGGAGGAAGAAAGGCCGUUCCUAAGGCUACAACAGCAUCUAAUAGAGUAGAAGCUCCAGGUCCUGUUACUCCAAAGAUACAAAAAGGAUGGCCAACAAGAGCAACAACGGAAUUUACUGGUUGGCCAACGGUAUCAACCACUCCUAUUUCAAUAGAAAAACUUUUAGAAGCUGCAAGAACAGCUACUGUAUCCUCGAUGAAUAGUUCUGUACCUUCAACAACUAGUGAAGCUUCAACAUCUACAUCAACAACAACCACAACUACCACAAUUCGACCUACGACCCCAGGAAUAUGUGAAGAAGAGUGUGAAGUAGCUGGAACCAUCAGGAUAAUUGGAAACGCAACGUGGGUACCAGAAUUACUUGAUAGAAAUACAAGAGAAUGGCAGCAGUUGGCUGAUGAGAUUGAAAAAGAGAUGAAUUUAGUCUUUUUAAAAUCUGCCAUUCUCAGGAAAUGGUAUAAAAAUAUACGUAUCGAUGCAUUUAGUCAAGGAAGUAUUUUAGUUGACUAUUUCAUUGAACUUCAAGAUCUCCGUCAAAAAAUAAAUACUCAAGAAAUUAAAGUAUUAUUCCAUGAAUCAUUAAGAACUUAUAAUGCUCACAAAUGGAAUGAAACUAGAACCAAAACUCCAAUGAGGCUUGGAAAUUUCUUAAUAGAUCCUAAGUCAACUGAUUUUAUUGUGAUUCCUAAAAUAACGUUGCCUCAACAAAUUGGAAAAGAUGAUAGAUUAAUCCCCCAAUGGGCUAUUGCUGUGAUUGUCAUUGGAGUUGGAGGAUUAUUGUUCAUUAUAGUUUUUGGAGUCUCUGUACUCGUUAAUCGACAAAAUGCCUCGAAACUGAAGCCCCCAAUAACAGGAAUGUACGGUGAGGAAGCUGCUAAGAAUAUAAUUCAGUCAAGUCAUGUUCCGCCGUCACAUAGAUCCCAAGAUUAUUCCAAGUCAGAGAUUUCAACGACGUGGAACGAGACUGAUGCAUGGAGAGAGAAAUCAUUCGAAUCAAAUUCGAAUAAGAUUUUAAUGGAUGGAAUGCUACCUGACAAUGAGAAAUACAAUGUGUACGACAGCUGGAGAUCCGACUGGAACGGUUACUAUUAUCAACCAUCUCAUACAAGUAGCAAAUUUGCUGGAUAUGAAAGUACUGCCAAUUUUUCACGCCAUCCGCCUGAUUACGACACAAACUUUUGAAUAAAAAAAUUCAUUAAAUAUCUAAAAUUAGACAAAAAAAAAUAAUAAAAUGUUAAAACUAACAAAUAAAAUUUUUUAAAUUAAUUAA
Molecule: messenger RNA, 3719 nt
Organism: Chelonus insularis
Lineage: Eukaryota; Metazoa; Arthropoda; Insecta; Hymenoptera; Braconidae
Exons: 8
Coding region: 359-3631 (1090 amino acids)
Source: RefSeq, a predicted model, not a curated record